AUGACCGACUCUCAGGCGUUCACGCAGCUCGAGGAAGGAUUCUACAAUGACCCGUCCCAACUAUCACAGGCGCUCAGGCAGCGCGCAGGCAGUGAGCUGGGCCUUCACUUUACCACCUCCACCGAGAGCCACAAUUCACUCGUCUCCGCGCCCGCAUCGACCUUUUCCGUGCCGCCACACCCACUGCUCGGCGCGCCACAGCUGUUCCCCGGCGUUGCAGCUGCUGUACGUGAACACGAACAAGGUCCGUUCACACGACGCGCCCCGACCGCGAACCAUGUCGAGCCUGGCACCGCGAAACACAACAGCGCACCCAUAAGCACGAGCGCGAGCACGGCGCCAAUGACGGACGCGGCCAUUGCACCCAGCAUGUACCACAGCUUUGCUGGCAUGGACGCCCCAGGCGACACACAGCCAGACAGCCAGAUGCACAGGGAAUGGACGAGCGGCAUCUUUGGCACGGCAGAAACCACCACGCGCAUGCCAAGCCCCAGGUCAGGCCCCAAAUCACUCUUUGCCGAGCACGACGACCAAGACGACGCGGAGCCCCUCACCGACGGCCUCCAGGUUGUCGAGUCCAGCCAGGUCCAGCAGGACGUCAUCAUCACGAGCCCCACCGCCCUGGAGGACGACCGCAGCCCAUACGUGCGGACUGAGCAAGCCUUCACCAGUCCGCUCAAGUUCGAGACUCCAGCAGUCGCCGGCAGGAAACGCGACAGCUCAGGGCACAUGUUGAGCUCGACUGCUGCGGUCGAGACCACCCCAGACACCCUUGCAUCUGCACCUGCAUCAGCAUCCGCGUCAGCGUCGGCGUUUGGGGGUGCAUUCGGAAGAUCAGGCAUCGGGCAGCCGCUGUCGUUAACCCAGGCCUUCGACCUGACCCAGGCACGCACUUCGCCUGUUGUCGCUGGGACCGAAGACCCAAUCUUUCAACGACCCUCUCCCAACUUCAAAAAUGUGCGCCACUCGAGUCCUAUCCCCGCUCUCUCCAGCCCUAUCACAGUCAUGCGAAACGAGCGGUCCGACCCUAUCGUACGGUCGUCGAGCGAACCACGGUCCGAAUACGUGACAGUCAAGGAGUCGCAAGAGAGGCGCAAGCACAGAAAGGGGCCGCAGCGCGUAAUGCUCGUCCGGGAAGACAGCUGGGAGGAGCUUACAGCGGCCCAGAAGCGCAUGCAGCGUCAAAGACAGAAGGAGCAAUCUCACCGCGAGGCUGGCCUAUCCUUGUCGAAUAUCUCAGCACCAGCGAGCGACAAGUCACGCGUCGCUCGCAAGCGUAAGGAACACGCCCAGUGUCCACCGACAGCUCAGCACAAUGUCUUGCGCCACAUGUGGCACGAUGGGGUGCAGGAAGAUGAGGACCUGGCAAUGAACGACCCUACACAGCAUCUAGCACCUGAAGGAGACGAGGCCGAGCAUUCGCCUGACGAAUUCUCUCAAGAUGUCGCUGUCGCUGCACAGGCCCCGAUGAGAUACCAUGGUCUGGAAAACGGCGUGCAGGUGCCGAAAACAUCUUCACACCCCCAACGUACGCAGCCAGAGCACGCAUCUGGCAUCGGUUCCUGCCGUGGUAGUCCUUCGUCUCAGCGCCAACGCGAGUCUCCCAUACAAGCGCCGGCGUCACGAUCCAUCCUCCGAGCUGUACCCCAUAGCAGCAGAGGAUCUGUCGCUAUAAUGGACUCCCAGCCCGAUGUAAAUGUGCGUCCUGAGAGACUCUCUCGGCCGCCCGAUCUCACCCGCUUUCCUUCGUCUCCCUCGAUAAAUCAAUAUAGCAUCAAUCAAACUACCCUAGCGUCCAAGACAGGAUAUACAAGUCAGAUGAUAUCUUCGUCCAUGAUACAGAUGCCUCCACAAAUGAGUCCGGAAGGUGAGGAAGACGUAGAAGACGAAAAGACACCCGAAGAGGAGGAGCGAGUGCCUAGUAGUCCUCCGAUCUUGACGGACGAACUUACAUACGAUGAGCAUACAUAUGAUGAACAUCCGGAUGGAGGCGAAGACAAUGGAGUCGGCGAAGCGGCUGCAGGCGGGGAAGAUGUGCUUAUGGAAGACGAAGACGAACUUCCCGUCGCAGAGCCAGAGCUAAACGAUAAAGUGGGGCCAGCAGUCGAGGCCGGCAGGGUCAAGGGUAACCGGGACGAGGAAAUUGAAUCGGACUUGGUUCACCCCAUGAAAGUGGAUGCCGGGACUGACCAAGAGAGACCAGAGACCCUGCAGGGAAGCCAUCCGGACGAGACAGACAAAUACGACGUGACAAAACCUACUGAGGACGUCAAAGCUGAAGGACGAAAGGGCGCUGCAAAGCCUACACCUAGCUUGCAGCGUCAGAACACGAUUCCUGAAACAGACACUUUGGACGAGACACAACCUUCUUACUUUGAGGAGGAGGCUCUUGCAGUACAAGAAGAGGAUUCGCCUGCUCAGACCGCCCAAAGUGGAAAAGCGGUGCAAAAAGAUACGGAGCCAUUUGAGACUGCGCAAGAGCAGCGAACAACACCACAAUCACACAUGCUCGCUCUAGCUAGCUCGAGAGACGAAGGUAGCGAUCCAGUUCACAGUGUAAGCCGCAUACGUUCCUUACACGACAUCGCGAAUCUUCCAGCGACACAGCUUUCAGCAGCCGAGGAGGAUAUUGAAAUUCCUUGUCUUAGUGGCUAUGAUGACGCCGACGGCGAUACACACAUGAUCAGCUCCGUACCAGCCACUCCCGCCUUGAAGAGACGGAAGACUACACAUGCAGCGAAGAGCAGUGUCUUUCGCAGCCUUGACAAGACAGUCGUGGUUGCGGAAGAGCAGGCUCCGCCAUUGCUUCCUAAGCAGAUACAGCAAACGCGUGAGGACACACCUUCGACUGCGUCUGCACAAGGCUGUGAGGAACAAGACGCGCUUGCUGUAGCACAAGCUAGAGAAGAGGUGCAGAUGCUGGCGUACGGUCGGCCAGCAGCAUUGAAGUCGAGAGCUCCGUCUCGACUGGCGAGACCUCAAACCAGCAAGAAAGGUUCUUUGAAGUCAGCUAGAGCUGCCAUUGCCACAAUGUCGUCGCCCAUUAACUCACCCUCAAAGCCGAAGGCACCAAGUACCAUACGGCAAACCACGGCCACGACCCCCAGUCGCAAGAUUGCCGAACCAACCAGAAACUCGAUUGAUGUCGAGAUGCGCGAUGCUGAAGAAAGUGCUGAUGAGCUUGCUAGCUCGCCGCCACCUUCUGCAACACGACUUCCUGUCCGACUGACGCCUAGGAAGUUAGAGACUCAUUCGGAAGAGGUUGUCGUACCGAAUCGUGUUUUUGCAUCGUGGCCAGGCAGUCAUUUCUACCCUGCCACUUGCCUUGGUCGCUCAGACUCCAAACAGCUUCAAAUCCGUUUCGAUGAUGGCAACACGACGUCUCUGGAUGCUUUCCAGGUACGGCCGCUCGACCUCCGACCAGGUGACCAGGUCAAAGUCGACGAGCCCGGAAUGAAGAAACACACCUACGUGGUCGUUCGUCUGGGCGAUAAAUGCGGUGAUCUGGAAAAGCACGAGUUUCCGUUGACCGACCGCUACGGACAUGUCACUGCCACACUCGAGGAGAAACAGAGGGACAGUCUGCCCGCAGCGAAAGCGCCUCAUGCAACAAAGCAGGUCUCGGUGCAUAUCGCCAGCAUCUAUCUGACCACACAGCUUUGGGGUCGCUUACGCGAUCGAUCCUUCCAACUGUCGGCGCCACCCUCUCCAAGCAAAUCCGCUCCUCGACUGGACACACCAACCACAACCGAAGCACUGACUACGCCAUCUUUCACCCGCCGAGGCCUUGCAGCACCCUCGUUGCUGAAGGAUGCAACAAAUCGUGCUGGUUCAGUUGCUUCGAGUCGAUCAGGCAGUGGUACCUUCUCGAACAUGGCUUUCGUCUUGACAUCUACCGGUGACGGUAUGGACAAAGAUACCGUUGCGCGGGCCAUCAAGACUAAUGGCGGACGUGUUUUGGAGCAAGGCUUUCACGAGCUGUUCGACACCCAGUCCAUCGAGCUAACAGCUUCUCAAAGCCGUCGGACAUCAGUCUCCACCAUCGAUGAGGCAGGUGUACUGGCUCUGAAAGAAGAGUACAGAAAGCUUGGUUUCGUGGCACUGAUCACCGAUUCGCACUCCCGCAGCACCAAAUAUCUUCAGGCACUUGCUCUAAACGUCCCUUGUCUACACCUGCGCUGGGUGAACGACUCGCUCUCAGCUACUCGCGCACUCUCUUUCGCGCGGUACCUGCUGCCGGCCGGAGUAUCGAAGUACCUCGACCCCAACGGCAUCGUACGAUCGCGAGCCAUGCGCAUCUACGACCCUUCCAGUGAUGAUGUGUCUUUCGAGAAGACCUUUGAAGCCCGCGACCUGCUGUUCAAGGGACAAUCCGUACUGCUCGUCACCGGCAAAAGCAAAAAAGAGAUCGAGAAGCGCCAGCCUUUCAUCUUCCUUACUCACGCGCUGGGGUCUGCGAAUAUCGGGCGCUGUGCAGAUCUCGCUGCCGCCACACAGCUACUCGCCCAGGGCCAAUGGGACUGGGUAUACGUCGACAGCGACCAAAGCAGUCUCGCCGACGCUGCAGCCGAGUUAUUUGGCGCCGGCGCGCCGGCCAAGAGCGCAAAGAGCAGUUUCAAAAAGACCAAGAAGAGAAAGAGAGAGGAUGGCGAGGCAGACGAGCUCCUGGCAAAGGGAGAGCUCGCCGGCCGGAAAACCAGAAUUGCGAGCGCCGAGUUCGUCAUCCAGAGCUUGAUCCUCGGUGCCCUCGUCGACGAGUAA
Molecule: messenger RNA, 4761 nt
Organism: Ascochyta rabiei
Lineage: Eukaryota; Fungi; Ascomycota; Dothideomycetes; Pleosporales; Didymellaceae
Product: tRNA-intron lyase
Exons: 2
Coding region: 1-4761 (1586 amino acids)
Biological process (GO): positive regulation of transcription by RNA polymerase II; DNA damage checkpoint signaling
Cellular component (GO): nucleus
Molecular function (GO): histone binding
Source: RefSeq, a predicted model, not a curated record